CAUGCCUGUUAUACACAUCACUGUUAACGCCAAACAGUCCUCUAAAUGAUGUUAGCCAAUAAAACUCUAUCUGGCAGCACUGUUCCACUGGGAUAUAAUAUGUUGAGCAAAAUAACAUUUUUUGAAAUUUCCAAUUAAAAAGUUCUGAUUAGAAAACUCGAUUUCCUUGGCCGGUUUUUAUAUAUGAGUGUAUGAUUGACACUAUUCUAAAUAUAAGCGCAAUUUUCUAUCCUGCAAAAGCACCCCAAACAGCUGACAGGCAUACACACAUACAAAUCAGAAAACGGGGGUUGACCAAACCGGAUGACAGGAUAUAAAUCAGAGUCGUUACCUGAACCUGAAUCUAUAUAAAGACUUGUCAUGGAGGAGCGUGCUGUGCUGGCCAACAUUGCCUCCAUAAUCACCAAGGACCUGCUAAUUGACCAGCCGCCAGUGGACAUUAAUUCCGGCAGCUAUCCGCUGUUGUCCUUCGCCGAGGACGACGAUGAGGCGGAGAUCUUCGCCCUGAUGCAGCGCAAACGGGCGUUGUCCGCCAGCCGGAAGCGCAGGAUGCUGCAGGAGCCGGAGGACCGGAAGCAGGACCUCAAGCUGCCCAAGCUGGAGUGGCACCACGCGGAACUCAACCUCCUGCACCGCUACACGGAUGCCCAGUUCGAGUCAUACCUGCACAUGCGCAAGCUCACAUUCUUGAAAAUCCAGCAAGCACUGGAGGAAACCCUGAGCGGGAUUGCGCUGCCCGGAUAUCCGACUCCGCCGGCGCAGACGAUGCUCUCGCUGGCCAUGUGGAGACUGUCCACGGACGAGCACUUCGAGGAGAUCGCCCGCAAGUUCCGGCUGCCGUGGGCACUCUGCCAGCAGGUGGUGCGCGGAUUCUGGCACUGCAUCUCCGACAACUACGAGAGCUUCAUCAAGUGGCCCAAUUCGCUGGCGGCCCAGCGCAGCACACUGCAAGGAUACCAGAAGUUGGAGCAACUCCGUUGCUUCCGGGAACUGUUCGGCAUCAUAACUCUGAGGCGACUGGACGUCUUCCUGGAGUCGGAGCAUGCCGAGGUGCCGGUGGUGCUGCAGCUGAUCUGCAAUGCGGAGCGGAAGAUCGUCGACUGCUAUGUGGAGCUGGCCAUGGAGUACAGCUUCGAGGAAUCGCCCAUUGGCCAGACCCUGGCCCUGAACCCCAGGACCAUGCCGGCGGGCACCUAUCUCAUCGGGAACGAGGUUUUCCCCCUCAAAUCCUACUUGAUGCGGCCCAUCGAGGCCGAGUGCUUCCGCAAGGACGCGGUGUUCAACGAACUACUGCGUCCUGCCUUCCAACUGGCGGAGCAGGUCCUGGACACCUUGGCUCGACGCUUCAACACCCUGUACGCCCUGGAGGCCCGCGACUUGAACGAGGUGCGACUCAUCGUGGAGAGCAUUUGCGCGAUGCACAAUCUCUGCGAGGAGUUCCAGGAUGACGGAUUGGAGGACACUGGACAGAGCUCCUUCAGCUGGGGCCGACUGGCGGACGGCGUCAGGGGCAGCGAGAAGGACUCCAAGGGACUGCAGCGGCGGGUGGAACUCCUGGACGAACUGGUGGCCAUCGAGACGGGAGAAUAAAGUACUAGAAUUUAAA
Molecule: messenger RNA, 1606 nt
Organism: Drosophila elegans
Lineage: Eukaryota; Metazoa; Arthropoda; Insecta; Diptera; Drosophilidae
Exons: 2
Coding region: 361-1590 (409 amino acids)
Source: RefSeq, a predicted model, not a curated record